Aegilops tauschii subsp. strangulata is the source of this 567-nucleotide messenger RNA. NCBI's taxonomy places the organism in Eukaryota, Viridiplantae, Streptophyta, Magnoliopsida, Poales, Poaceae. The record is from RefSeq and is a predicted model, not a curated record.
AUGAGCUGUCUUGGCGGAGAACUCGCGGACGUUGACAUGCGCCUUGAAGCCGUGGGUCUCCGGCUGGCGGAGGAGUGGCAUCAACUAAAGGUGGCCGUCAACUUCGGGCGCCUCCAGCAUGAGCAUGCCAACACGGAGGCCGAGGCAUCCCUGGCAACCUCCCGCGAGGCCAGUGCCCGAGCCUUGGAGAAGGCCAGGGAGGCCGACCGUCGCCGCGCGAUCGCUGAGGAGCGUAGGCGGGAGCUCUUGGCCUUGAACGCCUCUUUGGAACAGCAGGUGGAGGCGCGCAGGGCCGCCCUCGCGUCGAUGAAGGGGACGCCUGCCGAGGAGGAAGAGAUCCGGAAGCGCGAGGAGGCGCUGGCGCUGGAAACCACAGAGCGCAGCCUUGAGCUUGAGAGGCUGGAGACGAGGGAGCGCCAGGUUGCCCAAGCGGAGGAUGCCGCUAACGCGCGCGAGGCGAGGAUCCAGAAGGAGGUUGACAGCGGGGUGGCGGCGGCUCGCGCUGACCUCGACAACAGGUAUGGUAUGAAGCCGGAGCUUGUGGGAGCUGAAGUUGAUGGCCGGUGA